CCCCGCACACGGGCGGUCGCAGCGGCCGCGCUGCCAUGAGCGAGCGCCCGGCGGGGCCGCCCCGCCGCCCCCCGGCUCCCGCCGCCCCCCGCCAGCUGGCCCCGGCCCCAGCCCCGGCCCGGGGGAUGCUGCGGGGACGGUGCGGCUGAGUGCCCCCGCCUCCGCCGCCGCUGCCGCCGCCGCCGCCGCCCCGCCCGCCGCCGCCAUGGCCGGUAAGCCCCGCAGCGGCUGCGAGGCGCUGAAGGUGGUGGCCCGGUGCCGCCCGAUGAGCAGGAAGGAGGAGGCGGCGGGCUACGAGCGCGUCCUGGAGCUGGACGUGAAGCUGGGGCAGGUGAGCAUCCGGAACCCCCGCGCCUCCCCCGGGGAGCUGCCCAAGACCUUCACCUUCGACGCUGUCUACGACGCCAGCUCCAAGCAGGCGGACCUCUACGACGAGACGGUCCGGCCGCUGAUAGACGCCGUGCUGCAGGGCUUCAAUGGCACCGUCUUCGCCUACGGCCAGACGGGCACCGGCAAGACCUACACCAUGCAGGGGGCCUGGGCGGAGCCGGAGAAGCGGGGCAUCAUCCCCAGCUCCUUCGAGCACAUCUUCACCCACAUCUCCCGCUCACAGAACCAGCAGUACCUGGUGAGGGCCUCGUACCUGGAGAUUUACCAGGAGGAGAUCAGAGACCUCCUUGCCAAGGACCAGAGCAAGAAGCUGGAGCUGAAGGAGAACCCUGAGACGGGGGUGUACAUCAAGGACCUCUCCUCCUUCGUCACCAAGAACGUGAAGGAGAUUGAGCAUGUGAUGAACCUGGGGAGCCAGACACGGUCAGUGGGUAGCACUAACAUGAAUGAGCACAGCUCCCGCUCCCACGCCAUCUUCCUCAUCACCAUUGAGUGCAGUGAGACGGGGCCGGAUGGUGAGGAGCACAUCCGUGUGGGCAAGCUCAACCUGGUGGACCUGGCUGGCAGCGAGCGCCAGAGCAAAAUGGGGGCCCACGGAGAGCGCCCCAAGGAAGCGUCCAAGAUCAACCUCUCCCUCUCUGCCCUGGGCAAUGUCAUCUCUGCCCUUGUGGAUGGCAGGAGCACGCACAUCCCCUACCGGGACUCCAAACUGACCCGCCUGCUGCAGGACUCCCUCGGGGGCAAUGCCAAGACAAUCAUGGUGGCCACCUUGGGCCCAGCCUCUCACAGCUAUGACGAGAGCCUCUCCACCCUCAGGUUUGCCAACAGGGCCAAGAACAUCAAGAACAAGCCCCGGGUGAACGAGGACCCCAAGGACACAUUACUGAGAGAGUUUCAGGAGGAGAUUGUCCGUCUGAAAGCCCAGCUGGAGAAACGUGGCAUGUUGGGGAAGAAGAGGAGAAGGAGCAGCCGGAAGAAGAAGGCAAUGGAUGGAGAAAGCGCUGCGGAGAACGAAGGGGAGGAUGACAAUGAGGAUGGCCUGGAGAAGAACAUGGAGAGCUACUUGAAGGAGCAGAAAGAGAGGCUGGAAGAGGAGAAAGCUGCUAUCCAGGAUGACCAUAGCCUGGUGAGCGAGGAGAAGCAAAAGCUGCUUCAGGAGAAGGAGAAGAUGAUUGAGGAUCUGCGGAAGGAGCAGGAGGCCACAGAGCUACUGGCCACCAAGUACAAGGCGAUGGAGAGCAAGCUGCUCAUCGGCGGCAGGACCAUCGUGGACCACACCAAUGAGCAGCAGAAGAUGCUGGAGCUGAAGCGGCAGGAGAUAGCUGAGCAGAAACGCCGGGAGCGGGAGAUGCAGCAGGAGAUGUUGCUGCGGGACGAGGAGACCAUGGAGCUGCGGGAGACUUACACCUCCCUGCAGCAGGAGGUGGAGAUCAAAACCAAGAAGCUGAAAAAGCUGUAUGCCAAGCUGCAGGCCGUGAAGGCGGAGAUCCAGGACCAGCACGAUGAGUACAUCCGUGUGCGGCAGGACCUUGAGGAGGCACAGAAUGAGCAGACACGGGAGCUGAAGCUGAAGUACUUGAUCAUUGAGAACUUCAUCCCACCAGAAGAGAAGAACAAGAUCAUGAACCGCUUGUACUUCGAUGGUGACGAGGACCAGUGGAAGUUCCAGCCACUCGUGCCCACCGGAGGAAACAGCAACCAAAUGAAGAAGCGGCCUACCUCUGCAGUGGGGUACAAGAGACCCAUCAGCCAAUUCGCCCGCGUGGCCAUGGCCAUGGGAUCUCAUCCUCGGUACCGGGCUGAGAACAUCAUGUUCUUGGAGCUGGACCUCUCCCCUCCAGCCAUCUUUGAGUUUGAGCGGAGCAGGGACCCGGCAGAGCAGGACCCCCGGGCUCUGCACCUGGAGAGGCUGAUGCACCUGGACAGCCUCUUGGAGCGGCCAGUGGCCUCCCGGGUGAGGAAGUCCCGCUCCUGGUGCCAGACGCCGCGGUCACUGCCGUCCUCAACCACUCAUGUCUCCCUCACCUGCAGCUCCCCGUGCGCUGCCACAACGCCAGCUCAGGAGUGACGUCCUGGACCCCUUGUCCCCUGCACUGCCUCGCAGCGAGGACUGUGCCCUGCCGGCAGCCGAGGAACGGGCCCCAGCCGGCAGCAUCUCCACCGGUCCCAGUUCGUCUUUGUCUUCAGCUACUUUGUGUGCGCAUGUGUUAGUGUGAGAUGCUCACGAACAGCCCUCCCGGGGCGAGGGGAGCUGCGUCCUCCUGCCUUCCGCCCCCCUCCCCAAUCUGGAUCUGUCACUUUAUUUAUUUAACGUAUUUAUUUAUGGAGUGGUUGAUGCGCAGAGUCAGGAGAUGCGGUCACACUGGAGGACAUCCAAGGCUGGCAGCGGGCACCACGCGGAUGCUCCUCAGGUACGCUCAGCUCCCAGCCCUCCCCGCUGGAGGACAGGGCUGGGGACACCACCAGGGUGGGCACUGCUGGUGUCCUGGUCACCGUCGUGCUUCACAGAGCUGGCAGGAGGCGGCAGAGGCCCCUCUCUGGUGGCUUUGGCAGAAGGUGAGGCAGCCCUGGACUCUGGUGCUGCGUUUGCUUUGCUGGAUCCCAGGGAAUUUGGUGAUUUCUACAAUGAUUUGGAGACUUCCAGAGGGACUCUCCAGCCUGCAUCAACACCAGUGGCAGCAAUGACAUCUCACUGACUUCUGGGCAUGGCUGUCACUCCAGGAAUGCCAGCUCCAUCCACAGGGAGGGCUUGCAGAUUAACCAAACCAAAUCAGUCCUGAUGGUGCCAGGACUUUGCUCACCUGUGCCGCGCUCUGGAGAUGGCUGGCCCUGUCCUAUUCAGUUGCCUGACACCUCGCUUGCUCCCAUCUCUGACCAAGUGGGUAUUUAACUCCUAGCAGCAAGAACAGGAGACGGAAAUCUCUAUCCGCUUCCACCCACCCCUCCUCAAGACACACAUCGUCUGGGGAGCUGUGCUGCCUACAUGAAACCAGUGGUGAAAGCAUCCACCAUGCUGGCAACUAGAGGCAGUGAAGAAACGCAGGACAAGGCAGUGAUGCCCAGAGGAGUGAUGUCAGCAUCACUCUCCUUGGGCUGAGUAAUACCAUGUGGAGGUUACCUCAUUGUUGGGAGAAAUUUCCUGGUGUUGCAUGGGUUUGUGGAGGGAUGGAUGUGAAACGGGUAAUGGAUAAGAAGAGGGCAAGCCAUAAGGCUGCUCUAGCGAUCUGAAACCCAUCCCUCGCAGUAGCACACGUGGGUGCCAGGACAUCAUUCAGUGUCACAGGGUCAUUCAGCUUUCAGCAAUUCAAUUGAGGGAAGGCAGGUCCUUGCUGAAGACCAUUCCUGGCAGUGCCAGGCCAGCACCUGUGGUUUUACUGGGAUGGCUUCCGGCUGCGCAGAGGUGGGGGAGAUGCGUUUAUUUGACAAGAUCAGAAUGAAUGGGGAGUGAGCCCCUGGUUCACCUGGAAGGAUGUGGGUCUUCACAGGGAUACACGCUGAGGCCAGGCAGUGGGAUGGGGCUUUGAGCCUGGUCUAGUGGAAGGUGUCCCUGCCCAUGGCAGGGGGUUGGCACUGGAUGAGCUUUAAGGUCCCUUUCAACCGAAACCGUUCUAUGAUUCUAUGAAGACAUAGGUGAGAAGGUGGCAGGUAGGGACUGUCUUCUGGCAAUGGAGAGGGUUUCCUCUAUUGGAGGAUUGGUCACUGCUCACCUCGAUGACUCCUGCACACAGGACCUGGGGUGAGGGCAGGAGAGGAGACAAAGUACAAGCACAGAGCCGGGCAGGUGCUACCCAACACGAAUGCCCCAUCAACAUGCUCCACGUGUCCAGGCUGGGGCAUCCACAGACCUUCCCAUGCAUGUCCUGACACAUCCCCUGCACUGCCACAGGCUAUCUUCUCCCUGUUCCCUGUGACAUUGUCCUGCCUCAUGUUCAUGAUCGUUGCCCUCUGCCACCAUCUUCCCUUCCCCACUUGUGCCCUGUAACACCUUCUGCCUCCCUGAAUCCCUGUCCCAUCCCAGCACAUGGCUUGUGGGCUAUUAUGGAGGGUGUAGGUCACUCCCAGGACUGAGCUUGCUCCCUUCAGGCAGCAGCCAGGUCUGGCUGUGCUCAGCCUGGGGAGAAGGGUGCAGGAGGAAGGACAUUUAGGAGUGAGAGACGAGUUCCUCCCUCAGCAUGGGUAAGGUCCUUGUGCCCGUGGGUACCACCAGCAGACACGGGUUCUCUGUGUGCAUCCCCUGCAGCAAGCUGGCCGUGGUGUCAUGAUACACAGUGGAUGAGAGACCCCGGGUUCCUUAUUUAUUUGUCAGGUUAGUGUCUGGGAGUCAGGGUCAGGAAGCACAGACCCCAGAAAAGGGAGAAGCUGCCUGCAGCAUGGCCUGCAGGAAUAUAUUUUCCUCCCUUUCUUGUUUUGUAAUUGCCUCAAGUUCACCUUCAGCUGGAUCAGCAGCUCAAGGAGCCCCAAGGUGAUGGGCUGGCAACAGUCUCUUUUACCUCCAUUCUCUACACAGGGCAUGGGAAACAAAGCCCAAGAGCUGAUGGUGUCCCCUCAGAGCUCCAGGCCAUGGAGCAUCAUGUCGAAGGGUGGAUGUGCUCCACGCAGGUCUCCCACGGCAUGUGUUGGUCCUCAUCUGUGUCACAGCAGUGGACAGGUCUGGGUCCAGUAGCACUGUGUCACGGAGGGACUGUGUGGGAGCCCUUCUGGCCGAGCACAGGACAAGUGUACGAGCACCUGGUGCAGGGGAUGGGAUGAGCCAUUUUCAACAUCCAAGCGUGGCUUGUAACAUACACACCAAGUGCACAGGGCCAGCGAUCUCCCGUGCGCUGGCUCCAUCUCUCUCCACCACUGCUGAUGACCUCCCACCCUCCUUAGCACAAACCCUGAGGAAGGUUGUGAGCAGACGCUGGCGAUUUGAGCCGAGACCGGGCAAGCUUGUGGUGGCGUUUUCCCUCUGCCUCGGGUGGCUCCACAGCCUCUCCGCGUUGCUGCAGCAACCUCAGAUGUAUAUUUGUAAUGAUCUUGGUCUUUGUAUGUUGGUGCGUGUGUAUUUACAUAUGAGUGUGUGUAGGUGUGUGUGGGUGCGUGCGUGUAGCCAAGGGAUCUAUUUACUGUCAAUGUGAGUGUACAGGGGGCAGAUCCCAGAGGGGGGACGGGGCUGGGCUGGGGCUUUUUUAUUUUUGCUGUUUAAUUGUUCAGUUAUUUUGGGUUUCGGGUUUGGAUGGGGGUGGUUUUUUUGCGAGGAGGGUGGGUUUGGGUCUGUUUCGGAUUGAUUGACAAGGUGAGGGCCUUGAUUAGGACCAAAUUUUCGUGCCUGUUGCUCUGGUGAUCUAUUUAGAAAUCAAAAGUUUACCGUAUGGUGGCCCAUCCGUGUCACUCUACACAUAGGAAUAUACAUGACAUAUUAUAAAUAUAUAUAUAUUAUACAUACCGUAUGGAGCGAGGUCAUUAAUCUCACUCCCCCCUCUCUGGCUUUGGAUGGACACCUCUUCAAUAUGCUGUAACGUAGCCUUGACCCAGUGCUGGGAACGACUGGAAAGUGCCGGCACCCUUCAAAAACUGGCAAUGACACCAAUAAAGGAAUGAGCAUCAUUGCAAAGGGUGUCUGCAGCCUCCUUCAUCCACAGCUCCAGCUGUCGGGAGUGCGCCAGCACUACGGCAGUGCAGAUGAUGCACUAAUCGAAGUGCAGCUCCAUGUCACAUAGCCUGCUCGGGGGGAUUUCACAGGCUGUAUGUGUUGAGAGACAAGGAUUUGGGAUUAGGGCUCCUGCUGUGGCACAAACAGGGACACCAGUGCCCACCUUCAUGGAUUUCUCCAUAUAUUUCUAGUGGAAGGUGUCCCUGUCCAUGGCAGGAGGGUUGGAACUAGAAGAUCUUUAAGGUCCCUUCCAACUCAAACCUAAUUCUAUGAUUUCUCCUGUUUUGUGUAAGAUAAAGUGUUUGUACUGAAACUAAUUUGCGGGAAGCUUUGAUAAGACAAGGUCUAAGGAGCAAAAGCUGGUUUUGCUGGGUAUGAGCACCUGCUUUCUCUCUGAAAGUAAAUUUAUUAGCCCCAAGAGCACAGAGAGGUCCAUG
Strigops habroptila (Kakapo) is the source of this 6459-nucleotide messenger RNA. RefSeq names its product kinesin family member 3C (gene KIF3C). Gene Ontology annotation, molecular function: ATP binding; microtubule binding; microtubule motor activity. The record is from RefSeq and is a predicted model, not a curated record. The transcript is spliced from 8 exons. The coding region runs from base 206 to 2458 and encodes 750 amino acids. Gene Ontology annotation, biological process: microtubule-based movement. NCBI's taxonomy places the organism in Eukaryota, Metazoa, Chordata, Aves, Psittaciformes, Psittacidae.